Messenger RNA from Drosophila mojavensis, 1710 nucleotides. RefSeq lists its product as uncharacterized. NCBI's taxonomy places the organism in Eukaryota, Metazoa, Arthropoda, Insecta, Diptera, Drosophilidae. The transcript has 2 exons. The record is from RefSeq and is a predicted model, not a curated record. Bases 101 to 532 code for a protein of 143 amino acids.
CAAAACAACAACACAUGAAAUUUUGGUAAAUGGAAAAAUAAAAUAAAUAUUUUUGAAUUAAUGGAAUCUCAAGUGUGUCCACAAAUGGAACACUGACAAGAUGAAGCUGUACAAGCAGCAAUGGGGUCGCCUGAUCGAUGGAGGCGAUGCGACCAACUCGAGAGGCAAAUUUUUGCGGCCCAGCGACAAUGUCAAAGUCGCCAGCGGCUGCAGCAGUAGCAGCAGCAGCCAUCAGCCCCACGGCCAGCGACUGCGACUGCGACUGCGAUUGCGGUGGCGGCGACUGCGGCGACUGCGGCAGUGGCAGAGACUUUACGCGGCGUCUGUGGCAGUGUCAGCCGUCCGUUCCGCUGGCUGGCAACGGCUCAUGGACAAACAUGUGGCAGACACAUGUGUGUGCCCGCCCAGCUCUGCGGCGGGCAACGCAGUCCGGUUGUUAUUUUUAAGCAUCGAUGGGGAUGGGAGGGGGCGCUCGUCGGCAGCCCAGAUCACAGAUCGCCUGACAGUGAGAACGGACGCGGACUCCGAGUGAGUGAGAUUCAAAGUCGAAUUGGUAUUCGUAUUCGUGUUGGGAUUCAGCUGCAGUUGCUGCAGCAAGCAGCAUUUGACCAGGCGGCGACAGUUGCCGAGCCACAGGAAACAGCCCCCAAGUUCAGUGCCAGGCCGGAGCCGAGGAGCCGGGACCCGUAGCGGGGGGUGAACUUGAAAAUGUUAAGCAUUAACUGAAGUACAGUUGAGAGAGAGUGAGGGGCAGAGAGUGAGAGGCACAGAACAGUUGAAAUGGCUAGCAUGGGAAGGUCUAACAUUGAGUAUGGAUAAAUUUGUCACAGUUUCUAUGAGAACUGAUGGAAGUAGUCCAAAUUCUAGUACUUCAGCCUUACUUUCUUCUGCUCUAUAUAUUUUCAUAUCUCUAUAUUUCAUAUUACUUCUGAUUCCAUUUGGGAUAUUUUACUGCCUAUUUCUGGCCACUUUGGUAUUUGGAUACAUGGCAUUUCCCUGCAUGGCAAAGGCGUUGAGCUCUUUAGCUAGAGAGCUGGCAACUGGGAGCGGGAUUUGGUUUGGGAAUCUGAGAUCCAGCUAGCAGAGCACAGUCACGAUGGCAUUACUAGCAACAACAACAACAACAACAACAACUGGUGACAGUCACAAAGCCAACAACAACAGCAACAUAAUAAUAGAACGCUCAGGGGUUAACAUUCGAAUGGAGGGCGAGGGGAGCUGAGGAGGGGCGCCCAAAGAGGAGGGAGGGGUGUGUAGGGCAAGAGCCAUUGCGCUGGCUAAAUACGCUUCGUAUAUACGGCAUUUGUGGGUUUAUCUUAAUUGCAAUAUCUCUGGAUAUCUCUUGAUUGCAAUCUGAGGUGCAUCAUAGUGCACAAACUGAACUUAUCUGGCCAGGCAUGCGAUAUACGAGUAUCUAUAUAUAUAUAUAUAUAUAUAUGUAUAAGUAUAUAAAUAUAUAUAUAUUCUUAUGUGUGUGUGUGUGUGUGUCUCCCAGGCGCAUUGCGAUCGAAACACAAUCGAGGCGGAGCUGCAGUCGUAGACGUUGAGACAAUUCGAGCAUUGUCAUGUGUAUGCUCUAUAAUACGAGAAGGUAUUGCUGAGACUGUGAUGUGAAAUGUAACAGUAUAUAUAUAUAUUCUUAAGAUAAAACUCAUCUACUAGUCGAGGCUCUAUUGAUAUAACUUUUUUCUGAAGACUCUGAGAAGUCUU